Messenger RNA from Schizophyllum commune H4-8, 1605 nucleotides. RefSeq lists its product as uncharacterized. Gene Ontology annotation, biological process: post-translational protein targeting to endoplasmic reticulum membrane. Gene Ontology annotation, cellular component: membrane; TRC complex. Gene Ontology annotation, molecular function: molecular adaptor activity; protein binding. The transcript is spliced from 12 exons. The record is from RefSeq and is a predicted model, not a curated record. Bases 1 to 1605 code for a protein of 534 amino acids. Lineage: Eukaryota; Fungi; Basidiomycota; Agaricomycetes; Agaricales; Schizophyllaceae.
AUGUCCGCAGACAAACUCAAGGAGGAAGGGAACGCGCUUUUCGCCAAGAAGCAGUAUGGGCUUGCAGCACUGAAAUACACGGAAGCUAUCGAGAUUGACGAAGAAAAUGCCGUUUUGUGGGCAAAUCGGGCGGCCUGUCGACUCAACACGCGGCAAUUUAUGGAUGCUGCUUCGGACUCUGAAAAGGUGUUAUUCACCGCGACCAAGCUCGAUCCCGGUUAUGCCAAAGCAUGGGCACGUCUCGCUACAGCACACGAUGCCUUGCACGACUACAAGUACAGCGCCAAAGCUUGGCGAGCUGCGUUGGACAGUCUGCCAAAAGAUUAUCUCAACGCGAGUGAACAGAAGCAGAAGGAGCAGUACGCAGCUGGUCUCAAGGCUGCCGAGGCCAUUGCCAACAAGCCUUUGCAACCUGCUCCCGUACUCUACAUGAGCAACACAGACGACCAUCCAUGGGUUGCAGGCCGUCGUCUUGUCGAACAGUAUCAACAUACAGGAUUCUUCAACUCGAGCGCGUGGCUCAUCAACGAGGCCUACAAUGAUUUCAAGGAGGGCGUGGACCUUAUGAAGGCCAUGAAGCAGUGGAAAGAUCCUCGCUCGGGUCAGACGCUGAUUCAAGCUAGGUUCGGUGCUCUUGAAGUUCUCGUCAACGCCAUUAUUCUGGAUAAGCGUGUGUUCCACGCCGAAGGCAAUUUCUUCGAACUUUACAAGAAGCAAGUCGAAUCGGAGUGCCGAACUGUGAACGCCUGGACGAAGACCGGCCCCGAAGAAAUCAUGCGAGAAGUACCGAGUCGGCUGGCUAGCGAAGGCUGGAAAGGUGUUCGACCCGCACUAUCCGUUACCAUCAGGGCCUGGAUUCUGCGCGCUCACUUCGACUCCGGCAUGCAGCGUCGCCAUGAUGUCGCUGUUGAAUUCACUACUCGAGCGGUACAGCUUCUGGCGUGGGGGCGUGAGACCUACAAGAACGUCCCCAAGAGCGAGCGAGGUGCCAUCUUUUCGGACACGUUCAUUAUAGGCGUCCGUAGGCAUCUCCUUGAGGCGCUGAUAGGCGCCUAUAGCGAAAAGUCCGAUCCGCAAAUUCUCGAAGAUCUGUACGAAGAAGCCACGCAGGUACUGAAAGAGGCUGCCGCGCUCAAGCCCCCCACCCCUGCGGACGGUAUAAGCCCGGGAUUCUUCUUGGGCUUUCACCGAUAUCCCAAGGCUGAUGCUCAAGCUGCUCUCGGUUUCUACCACGCAAAGCUUGCGCUUCGUUCCCGAACGAACCAGGCGGAGGCGGAGGAGUACUGGAGAAAAUCCAUCGCCGCCUAUACCGAAGCGGCCGACAUCCUGCCUGAGGACGACGAGCAGCAUGCUUGGUUCCUCAAUGUUGCACUCGAGUACAUGGACAAAGUCACGACCCCCUUAGCCACAAAACUCAAGAUGUACGAACGCCUCAGGUCCAGUAUUCCCAAGACAGAGGCGAUCUGGCGCAUGUCCUCUUUCUCGAGAGGCGGUGUACCGCAACAUUAUCAGCAAGUGCUUGGCUACGAGAAGAAAUUGCGCGAGGGUCUGGAUUCAGGAAAGUGGUCGCUCAGCACUGAUGUGCGGAGGGAGCAGCUGUCGUAA